Clupea harengus (Atlantic herring) is the source of this 1798-nucleotide messenger RNA. Its product is annotated as chordin. The annotation marks the transcript as partial. Gene Ontology annotation, molecular function: BMP binding. Lineage: Eukaryota; Metazoa; Chordata; Actinopteri; Clupeiformes; Clupeidae. The record is from RefSeq and is a predicted model, not a curated record. The transcript has 11 exons. Gene Ontology annotation, biological process: dorsal/ventral pattern formation; negative regulation of BMP signaling pathway.
UCCUGCAGAGUGUCAUGUCCAGCGGCGAGGCUCUGACUCCGGCUAAAACAGGCGCUGUGGGCUCCGCCAUCUUCCAUCUCCAUGACAACGGCACCCUGGACUACCAGGUGCAGGUGGUGGGCGUGGCCAGCAAGGUGAUUGGCGUGACGCUGGAGCUGAAACCACGGCGACGGAGCAAGCGCAGCAUGCUCUACGAGCUGAUGGAGGGCUGGGGGGCGGAGCCUGGCGUGGGCGGGGGGAGGGGCCAGGGCAGCGUGGGUCGUCUGGAAGCGCGGCAUAUCCACAUGCUUCUGCAGAACGAGCUGUUCGUCAACGUCGCCACGGAAACCCACGCCGACGGCGAGGUCAGGGGCCAGGUGGUCUCGCUGCUGUACAACGGCCUGGAGGCCCACAAACACGAGAUGCCCGUGCCCCUGGCGGGUCAGCUGGUGAGCCCCCCCAUCAGCACCAGUGCGGGCGGGCACGCGUGGCUGGCACUAGACGAGAGGUGCCACCUGCACUACGAGAUCCUCGUCAGCGGACUCAGCCGGAGCGACGACCUGUCCGUCAACGCCCACCUCCACGGAUUGGCUGAGAUCGGAGAGAUGGACGAAUCAAGCACCAAUCAGAGGAGGCUGCUCACCGGGUUCUAUGGCUCACAGGCUGAGGGGGUGUUGAGAGACCUGAGUGUGGACCUCCUGAGGCAUCUGGACCAGGGCACGGCCUUCAUCCAGAUCAGCACCAAACUCAACCCAAGCGGAGAGAUACGAGGACAGGUUCAUGUACCCAACAGUUGUGAGUUUGGUUCCCGUGGCGAUGUGGUGGAGGAGGCGGAGUUUGAUGACCUGGUGUUUGUGCGUGACCCUGAGGAGCUCCGGAAAGAUCCGCUCACCUGCUUCUUCGAGGGCGAGCAUCACACACACGGCUCACACUGGACCCCGCAGUACAACGCCUGCUUCAACUGCAGCUGCCAGAAGCGCACUGUCAUCUGUGAUCCGGUCAUCUGUCCUGCUCUCUCCUGUCCACACACACGCCAGACAGAGGACAAAUGCUGCCCCGUGUGUGAUGAGAGGAAAGACAUCGGAGCUCCUGAGAAAGCUGAGGAGAACCCAGAGGGUUGCUACUUUGAGGGUGAUCAGAAGAUGCACGCCCCUGGGACGUCCUGGCACCCCUUUGUCCCGCCCUUCGGCUACAUUAAAUGUGCUGUUUGCACCUGCAAGGGUUCCACGGGGGAGGUGCACUGUGAGAAGGUGACAUGCCCGCUCCUCACCUGCAGCCGGCCAAUCAGACGCAACCCCACGGACUGCUGCAAGGCGUGUCCGGCGGAGGCCCCGCCCCAGGAGGAGGAGCUUAUGCAGGGGGACGGCCCCCGCUCCUGUAAGUUUGGGCGGAGCUUCUACCAGCACAGCGAGCGCUGGCACCCAAGGGUGCCCCUGGUGGGAGAGGUGAAGUGCAUCACCUGCUGGUGUGACCACGGCGUGACCAAGUGUCAGAGGAAGCAGUGUCCUGUGCUCAGCUGCACUAAUGUCGUCCACCCUGAUGGCAAGUGCUGCCCAGAAUGUGAAGGCGCUCUCUCUAAGGAGGAAGAGGAGGCCCUCGCCAAGGUCCCCGACAAGAGGAAGAGCUGGAGACACUGACCCUCCUCCGUCCGUUCCUCUUCUCCAUCCCUCCAUCCCUCUCCUCCUCCGUCCACUGCCCCUCUCCAUCCCUCCAUCCCUCUCCUUUCGUCCCCCACUCUGCACAGGAGGACGCGAUGAACAGAGGAUGAACGGAAUGGAAGAGGGAAGGACGGCAUGUAAGAGACACACGAAAAAGAGGA